CCUAAAGCUGCAACAAAAAAUAUAAAUGCAAAAGGUGCUGAAAUGUACAUCAGUCCCCUUUUUUCUUUUCUUCUUUUUCAUAAAAAGAUUUCCUUCCCAUUCAAAAAGCCAUCUUCUUAAUUUCUUGUAUAAAAAGUAGAAGUGUGAAUUCUUUGUAGAUAAUCACACUUCUUUAUGUGAAUUGUGACAGAUGCUAGUCUCCUUCUUCUCGUGUGUAUAUAUAUUACGCAGUAAUUAUUAAUAAUUAAUCAUUACAGUGAUAAGAACCAUUCCUUUUUAGGCUUACCGGCGAUGCCAACGCCGGCGACCACUGCCAGGCAAUGUUUAACAGAUGAGGCGGCGCGUGUGUUGGAUGACGCCAUUAAUGUGGCUCGUCGCCGGACUCACGCUCAGACCACCUCACUGCACGCUGUAUCAGCGCUACUGGCGCUUCCCUCUUCCGUACUUCGGGAGGCGUGUGCGCGGGCGAGGAGCUGCUCGUACUCGCCGCGGUUGCAGUUCCGGGCGCUGGAGCUAUCCGUCAGUGUGUCGCUCGAUCGACUACCCACAGCGAAAUCCCUAGACGAGCCGCCGGUUUCCAACUCACUUAUGGCUGCAAUCAAGCGCUCGCAGGCGAAUCAGCGGAGGCACCCCGACACAUUUCACCUGUAUCAGCAGCUGCAGAACCAGGGUUCCUGCUCGUCUUCUUCGAUUUCGACUCUCAAAGUUGAGCUGAAGCAUUUUGUGCUGUCCAUCCUCGAUGACCCUAUUGUAAGUCGGGUCUUAGGAGAAGCGGGUUUCCGGAGCUACGAUAUCAAGCUCGUGAUUCUGAAACCCCCAACCAUUUCCAGACUCUCCGCAAAUCCACAUCCGCCCCUGUUUUUCUGCAAUUCGACUGAUUAUUAUGAGCUCAACAGACGCCCCUUCAACUUUCCGUUUUCUACAUUUUCUGGAAAUGAAAAUGUAGACGAAAACUCCAGAAGAAUCGGCGAAGUUCUCGUGGGGAAAAGCUCGAGGAACCCGUUGCUAAUCGGGGCUUGCGCGAAUGAUGCCCUACGUAACUUCACAGAGUGCGUAGAAAAGGGUGAUGAUAGCGCCCUUCCCUAUGAAAUAAACGGCGUGAGUGUAAUUUGCAUUGGAAAAGAGAUCUCCGAGUUUUUCCGGACAGGUGAGAGCGGAAAAAGGGUGAUGGAUUUGAAGUUUAAGGAAUUGAGUGACGCAGUGGAGGGUUGUACUGGGCCGGGGCUGGUGGUCAACUAUGGUGAAUUGAAGGUGUUUGUUGAUGGCGACCGAACAGAGGCGGUGAAGUAUGUGGUUUAUGAGCUGAAGAGAUUGGUGGAAGUUCAUCGUGGGAAAUUGUGGCUUGUGGGAUCGGCAGGCAGUGAUGAAAGUUACAUAAAGUUCUUGGGUCGGUUUCCCUCUAUUCAAAAGGAUUGGGAUUUGCAUCUUCUUCCCAUUACUACUUCAGCAUCUAUAACUGGAAGGUUUAACCCCAGAUCCAGCUUGAUGGGUUCGUUCGUUCCAUUUGCCGGAUUCUUUCCAACACCAUCCGAGUUUGAAAAUGUACAGAGCAACAUAAAUCAGUCCAUUGCUCGUUGCAACCUUUGCAACGAAAAGUACGAGCAAGAAGUUACCAGCCUUUUGAAAGGAUCCACUACUACUUCAGUAGCUGAUCAACACCCUUCUAAUGUUCCUCCUUGGUUACAAAUGGCUGAAUGUGGAACAAGCUGUACAAUGACUGUGAUAGAGUGCAGGCCAAAAAUGACAAUGUUUUCAACAUCAGAGUUGUGGGUUUACAAAAGAAAUGGAACGAUAUAUGCCAACGUCUUCAUCAAUCACAGUCAUCUCCACCCCAUGUUUUGCCUGCUGCAAUGGGUGAAUGUAAAAGUCAAGAUUCAGUUUUAUUAGCUGAAAGCCAGUUCAGUGAGCAAAAUAUCUCUCCAUCCAGUAAACUAGUGUUACCCAAACCUAUGGUCUGUACUGUAUCCACGGAUCUAGGAUUGGGAACCAUAUAUGUAUCCACGGAUAAAAGGAAACCAGAACAAAGUGUCAAAGAUCAUAAAGACCGCCUUCAGCAUAUCUCUGGCUCAGUUUCUUCUUGUGGGCUCCUUCCUCAUGUGGUAGGAGAUGGCCUGGCUUCAAAAGACUUUAAGUACAUACAUAAAUCUCUUGCUGAGAUUGUUUACUGGCAAGAUGAGGCAAUUUACACCAUUAGCCAAACAGUAUCGAGUUGCAGAAAUGGACAAGUAAGAGGUCAUGGUCGAAACAGGGGAAAUAUCUGGCUCUCCUACCUUGGACCUGACACAGUGGGGAAAAGAAAGAUUGCGAGAUUCCUUUCUGAAAAAGUCUUUGGAAGCCAGGGUAGCUUGCUGUUUGUGGAUCUCAGCUCCAAUCAUAAUGAGAUUAAUAACUCCUCUAACUCUAUGUUCGACCAUUGUGGUUUCAAAAGCCAUGAUGUGAGCAUUAGGGGGAAAGCGGCUGUUGACUGCAUCGCUGAUGAGCUAAGCAAGAAAUGCUAUUCUGCUGUGCUUCUUGAAAAUAUAGAAAAGUCUGACUUUCUCAUUCAGAACAGCCUCUCCCAGUCGCUGAAAACGGGCAAGUUCCCAGAUUUGCACGGAAGGGAGAUCAGUAUAAAUAACACGGUUUUUAUGAUCACUUCAAACAGUUCAAAGUACUCAAAGGAUAAACCCAAUUGCCUUGCAGGUUCAGAUUCCCCCCUUUAUUCAGAAAGAAGCAUACUUGCAGCCAAAGACCUGCCAAUGAUGAUUAUCACGGGACCGAGGACUCGAGGCGGAAUGAGAAUGGAGAGCAUGAAUGUGUUUAUCAUCACUUCUAGGAACAGAACACCAAACACCUUUUCUUUAAACAAAAGAAAACUGAUGUACUCCAACAAGGUGACUUGUCGAAGUUCUAAAAGAGCAUCAAAAGUUUCUCUUGAUCUGAACCUGCCUGUGGAGGAAGAGAUGGAAGGGGAGGAUGAUAGUGACAACUCUAAUAGUGACUCCGGCUAUGACAGUGCAACAGCAGAAUGGUUCGAUGAUUUUCUGAAGCAGACAGAUGAAAACGUGAUCUUCAAGCCUUUUGACUUUGAUGCUCUUGCCAAGGAAAUUCUCAAGGGGAUCAACGAUAAACUGGUGGAGGUUUUCGGAACAAAUACUAUUCUAGAGAUUGAUCAGGAACUAAUGAUUCAGAUGCUUGCGGCUGCUUGGUUAUCGGACAGAAAAGAAGCAGUGAGCGAAUGGAUCAAAGAGGUUAUGGGCAGGAGCUUUUUGGAAGCUCACACUAGAUUCCACUUCACAGCAGAUAAUAAUGCAAUUAAAUUAGUUGCAUUUGAAGGAAUUCCUGUAGAAGCUCAUUCUUGUAGAAUUCGCCUUCCAGCCAGAGUGUGUGUAAUGUAAUGAUCACCUAAUUCCGUUUUUGUUUUUCAUUUUUUGCAGGUAUAUAAAAUUCUUCUGAAUCUUUAAGGAUGUUUUGUUAGUAGGUUUUGUGGGCUGAAUUGCCUGUUUUGGAUGUAUACCUGUAAUUUUUGUUGCCGCUUCGGGAUACUUUGUAGUUUGUAUCUAUUUUUCAAUUCUUGCAAGUCCAAAUUGCUGUUCACUUUUAUAAUGAGCGUGAUGUGUAUGUUAUUCCAUAGUUC
Cuscuta europaea is the source of this 3616-nucleotide messenger RNA. The record is from the annotation of a GenBank genome assembly. NCBI's taxonomy places the organism in Eukaryota, Viridiplantae, Streptophyta, Magnoliopsida, Solanales, Convolvulaceae.